CACAUUUCUGCCUGUCAGAGCUGAGCCGUCCAGUCUCUCUCGGAGGAGAGUGGAGCUCUUUGUAGGAAGACACGAGCUUACUAAAGGAGCCAACGGGUGGGCUGCAGUUUUGUCAACGAGUUUAUUUUUUGAGAUAUGAGUCAGCGUAACAAAACAUCCAAGCUUGCCAGCUAGUGGUGUGUGAUCUGGAGGGAGAGGAAAGGACAGCAGAGAACAUGGAGCUGUCAGAUGGCUUGUUGCUGCAAGUCAACAAUGGAGAGCAGUGGUGUAACCGAUGGAAACAUCCCAACGAUGACUCGGACCGCAGCACCAGCCCCUCAGUCCUGCGCUGUGUUGCCAGCACGUGGAAGGAGGGCCUGCUGAACAGAAAGAGGCCCUUUGUGGGCCGCUGCUGUCACUCCUGUACACCACAAAGCUGGGAGAAACUGUUCAACCCCAGCAUUCCAUCUUUGGGACUGCGCAAUGUCAUCUACAUUAAUGAGACUCACACCAGACAGCGGGGCUGGCUUGCGCGCAGGCUGAGUUAUGUGCUGUUUGUGAUGGAAAGAGAUGUCAACAAGGACAUGUUCACCAGGAACGUAGUGGACAACGUGCUCAACAACAGCAGGGUUGAGAGCUCUAUUGUGAAGGUAGCCACAGAUUUGGACGCUGCAGCCCCCCAGCCUGGCCAGGAGCACAAAGCAGUCAGUAAAGUGAAGCAGAAAGCCAGGGCCUUCCUUCAGGAGAUGGUGGCCAACAUUUCACCAGCCUUUAUCAGGCUGACAGGAUGGGUCCUCCUGAGGCUCUUUAAUGGUUUCUUCUGGAGCAUCCAGAUCCACAAGGGCCAGUUGGAAAUGGUCAAGAAAGCAGCUACAGAGCAAAAUGUGCCCAUGGUCUUCCUCCCUGUUCACAAAUCCCACAUUGACUACCUGCUCAUCACCUUGAUCCUGUUCUGUCACAACAUCAAAGCCCCACACAUCGCUGCUGGAAACAACCUCAGCAUCCCUAUCCUCAGCACCCUUAUCCGUAAACUUGGAGGAUUCUUCAUACGACGGAAAAUGGAGGAGACGGGGGACGGGAAGAAAGACAUUUUGUACAGAUCACUCUUACAUGCAUAUACAGAGGAGUUGUUGCGUCAGCAGCAGUUUUUGGAGGUCUACCUGGAGGGUACCCGCUCCCGCAGCGGUAAGCCAUCCACAGCGCGUGCAGGCAUGCUGUCCAUCGUGGUAGACACAAUGUGCACUGGCUCGAUCCCGGACGUGCUGGUUGUGCCAGUUGGCAUCUCUUAUGAUCGUAUUAUUGAGGGCAACUACAAUAGCGAACAGCUGGGUAAACCUAAGAAGAAUGAGAGUUUGUGGGGUAUAGCAUGUGGAGUGUUCAGGAUGCUGAGGAAGAACUACGGUUGUGUUCGUGUUGACUUCAACCAGCCCUUCUCCCUAAAGGAGUACCUGGACAGCCAGAGAAGUCGCCAUAUUCCACCAGCAGUUUCCCUUGAGCACACGUUGAUGCCGAUCAUUAUUUCUGCGCAACCUGAUGCUCAGCUGUUUGAGGGGCAGGAGGAGGAGCAGCUGAACAGAGAGCUGCCCGAUGACAUCUUAAGACGACAACUUAUUAACAACCUGGCCAAGCAUGUGCUCUUCACGGCAAAUAAGUCAUCAGCGAUCAUGUCCACCCACAUUGUAGCCUGUCUGCUGCUGUACAGACACAGACAGGGGGUGGUGCUCUCCAAACUGGUGGAAGACUUCUUCAACAUGAAGGAGGAGAUCCUGUCUCGUGACUUUGAUCUGGGCUUUUCGGGGAACUCGGAGGAUGUGGUCAUGCGCGCUCUUCACCUGCUGGGAAACUGCGUCAAUGUGACCAGCAGCGCAAAUCGCAAUGGAGAGUUCACCAUCGCACCCAGCCAAACUGUGCAGGCGCUUUUCGAACUCAACUUCUAUAGCAAUGGCCUUUUCCAUGUCUUCAUUUCUGAUGCACUCAUUGCCUGCAGCAUCCUGUCACUGCAGCGAGAGCUGAUCGCAGAAUCAGAGUCUGACCACCUUCCUGGUGGUCCACACAGCCUCCCUCUCAGUCAGGAGAGACUCAUCCGCAAGGCCGCUGGGCUCUCUCACUUCCUAAUCAAUGAGGUUUCAGUGGCACCACCCUGUCAGACUAUUUACCAGGUUUUUCACGAUGCAGUGACCCGGCUGAUCCAGUAUGGAGUUCUCUACAUAGCAGAGGAGGACCAAGAGGAACUGAGUCCCAGCCCCACAGAUGAACCUUGGCCCAAAAAGUUCCCCGAACCCCUUUCCUGGAGAAGCGACGAGGAGGACGAGGACAGUGACUUUGGAGAGGAGCAGAGAGAUCGCUACCUGAAGGUGAGCGUUUCAGCAGAACACCAGGAGUUCUUCGUCUUCCUACAGCGACUAGUCAGCCCAGUGCUGGAGGCCUACAGCGGCGCUGCCAUCUUUGUCCACAGUCUGAGUCAGCCCAUGGCUGAGUCCGACUACACCCAGAGGCUCUUCAGAUACCUGCUCACCCGCACAGAGAGAGGAGUGGCUGCUUAUGGUGAAAGUGCGACCCAUUAUCUGGUUAAGAACACAGUGAAGACAUUCAAAGAGCUUGGGGUUUUGAAACAGAGACGAGAGAACCAGGUGACGACUCUGGAGCUGAGCAGCACCUUUCUACCUCAGGCCAAUCGGAACAAACUCCUGCAGUACAUCUUAGGAUUCACCCUGCUGUGAUCGACACACCUUUCAGCCCAGCUCAGACCCCAGGCUCCUUCCAAUAAAGGGCUUCUACUGGUUACUUCUAAACAAUCCCAGGUGCUACUCUGUGGAAAGCUUUACCAGGAAGUGCCUUCAUGUAACAGCCGCUAACUGUUAGCUGUUAGCCGGAAGAGACUUGAAGCCAGUCUUCCCUUUUGUUCCAGUCUCUGACUCCCCUGUCUUAGAGCUGUGCAGCAGAUAAAACACAUGUAUCUUUCUCUGAAGAGGAGUCAUCUUCUCUUUGUGAACUUUGCCGGUGAAGUCAUGAGGUUUUAAUAUAAUCAAAAUUUUAAACUAUCAGAAAAUGUACUCAAGCAGGUUAGUAAAUAAGAAUCACUUUUACAGCAAUCAGAACAAAGCAAGCUGCCUUUUGUCUAUACAAGUAAACAAGCAAAAUAUGCAUAGAAAAUAAUGAUGAACAUAACCAACAACAAAGCAUUUUUAUGUUAACUUUGCUUGUUUUGUUUAACUGCUGUAAUAUUUUCGUUGCAUUCCACUAUCAUACAGUAGAACAUGUCAAAAUGUAGAUUCAUUUUGAAAAGAAAUUCCUGUACAUAGGCCACAAGAACAAUGUCUCUCAUAUGUAGUGAAUUUAAAUACAUGCAUUCUCAAAUUUCAUAAUGCAGGAACAUUAGAUGGAAAGAUAUCUCCUGCAAAAUGCGUACAUAUCCAAAUUUUCAUUUUUUCAGCAAAACAAAAUGUCAAAAUCUAAUCCUCUAAUCCUCAUAGACAGCUUCGGUCAGUAAUACUGCACAGUUUAAGAUAUCAAAAUCUAAGCAGCAGAACCGUUCAGUCAUACUAAAUGAUCUUCAUGGCAAAGGCAAAAUGUGAAAGUUGAAAGUCCUGCGCAGUCAAAGCCUCAAAUCACAAACAUCUACAGUUAAGUGCAUUCAAACCACUAAUAUCUAAGUGCAUUCAGUCACACUUUUCAUCAUGGUUUUUGAUGAAAAGUGACUUUGAUCUCUGUUUGCGUAACACCUUUUUCACUUGUCAAUGAAUGUUACAUAGCACAGCUCUUAAAAUACUUAAUACCAGCCAUCACAUUCACUUAAGUCCAAAUGCAACAAGCUCAGAAGCUCCUCAGUCAUGCCUUUCAGGGAAAGCUGACAUUUGUGAUAACCACCAUUUUUUCCUGUAUUAUACACUGUAUACAAGCCGUUUAAGCAUCACCGCUGAGAGGGCAAUUUUGCUCCAAUGUUUGGGCAUUUGCAAAACAGAGGAACUGCAUAGGGUGGUAAAAAAUAAAUGGUACAUAUCCUCUGUGCAGCGCAUCUGAACAAAAGGUCACGUCUCUAAAAGUUUGCUCUCUGUCGUACUGUUCAAGAAGGAAUGUCGUUCUCAUUUGUUUACUUUUAAAUGCAGACUGCUGUAAGGGGCAGCAAUGUUUCUGAAAAUAAUCACCCUUAACUGACGGGUUCUUGUUUUUUUUUCCUGGUUAAAGCAGUGCUUCACUUCAACUGUUCUGCACCACCUCUCUUACAUUCACAACGUCACAGUCUGAAAAUGUUCUAUAAACACACUUACCACCAAGCAGAUCAUUUCAGUUUUUGUUCUGAAAUGCACUUGUCAAAAGAAAUGUUGUCAGACAGGUUGGGAAUAAAAACUGUGUGGUAACAGAAUGUGUUGAUCAUGAAAAUCAAAAAAUGGCCCAAAAAUACCAAACAUCAGUAGAAUUAUUACCUGAUAGUGAAACCUCACUGCACAGAUCCUGUGCAUUUAGCUGCAGAACAUUUACCAGCUUUCAUUUUUACUGUAACAUAACACAACGGGACAGGUCUUAGGUGCGUUUUUUUUCUAAAUGUAAAGACAUUUUGCAUUGAAUAUAAAUGUAGAAUAUCUAUGUUAAAGGUGUACUAUGCAGGAUUUUCUGAAACCAUGUCAGACAAAAAGAAUCCCUCUCAGUUUUCAUUUAGAACCAACUAGAACUGUGUGGUGCUGUCUGUACCUGCAGAGACCCUACCCCCUGCCUGUAAUUCCUAUUUCCUUUCAUUUUACUGUGUUGGGGUGUUGUGGGUGUCACCCUUUGGCCCAAAAGUUAUAAGAAAAGCAGACAGGUCAAACGACAAGUGUACAACCUUGUUCCAAAAAAGCUUGUGUUUGCUUUCACUUUGAGCCGGGGAGGAGGGGCCAAGCUCUUUUUUUUUUUUCUCGUUUACAAAAAGUUAGCAGCAAUUUCUGCAUAAUAUACCUUUAUUGGUGCAAGAGUGCACACAACUGAUAGGAAAAAGUGUGUUCCGAAAGGUCAGAGCAAGUUUGAUGAUAAUCAUUACCUAGACUGAAAAUGUGAAGACAGUAUGAAUGUUAAAAGAACAACAUUCUUGAUCUGUCAGGGCAAUAACAUAAAUGGGCAACCGGGUGUCUGCUGGUACACGUUCAAAUUGAUAUUUAUACUGAAGGACUUGUUGACAGUAAUCAACAACGCUGCUUGUUAAAAUUAAUUUAAAUGCUUUUUGUCAGCUUUAUUUGAUAAUAUAAACCUGCAUAUUUUCAUGCAGUUUUUCAAAUCCAUGUAUCCCUGAAAUGGAAACUUGUGGAGGAUCGUUGAGCGACACCCAUAGCAUGUUGAAGAGAAGAGAGAAGUAUGUCAUUUAAAUGUGAUGAGAGUGAUUUUCAUUCAGAGCAUUUCUGAGCCCACAAUCUGUGUAAAGUCCCCACGCAGAGGGACCCCUCCGCCAAGAUAAAACCACUCUACGUACUGUACUGCAUGUUUCCUCUGGUCGCCUUCAAUCAUCGA
Molecule: messenger RNA, 5457 nt
Organism: Centropristis striata (black sea bass)
Lineage: Eukaryota; Metazoa; Chordata; Actinopteri; Perciformes; Serranidae
Gene: gpam
Product: glycerol-3-phosphate acyltransferase, mitochondrial
Exons: 21
Coding region: 216-2699 (827 amino acids)
Biological process (GO): phospholipid biosynthetic process
Cellular component (GO): plasma membrane; mitochondrial membrane
Molecular function (GO): glycerol-3-phosphate O-acyltransferase activity
Source: RefSeq, a predicted model, not a curated record